This is a messenger RNA of Nymphalis io (European peacock), 2262 nucleotides long. Its product is annotated as low density lipoprotein receptor adapter protein 1-A. NCBI's taxonomy places the organism in Eukaryota, Metazoa, Arthropoda, Insecta, Lepidoptera, Nymphalidae. The record is from RefSeq and is a predicted model, not a curated record. The coding region runs from base 207 to 782 and encodes 191 amino acids. The transcript is spliced from 6 exons.
GGAACAGAGUAUUCCGAAUUGAAUUGGCGCGAAUAGUGGACGUGUGUUUUAUUUAUUUUUUUUAUAUUUAAUUUUAUUAUUUUAGUGCAAAGAGGUUUCAUUGUGCAAUUUGAUUUUUUGGAUAAUAUUUUGUAAUUAAGUUCUUAGUGACAAGAGAAAAUAUUUUAACAGUCUAUGUGAAUAUUAUGUGAAGUUCUAAAAACAAAAUGGCGGAAAACGAAGGUCCAGUAUUGGUCAACGAUCUCCCGAUGACAUUCCAGGUCAAAUAUUUAGGUCAGAGUGAUGCAAGAGGUUUAUGGGGUAUCAAGCACACGAGGAAACCCGUGGACUUGAUGGUAGCAGCAGCCAAAGCCUUACCGCCAGGACAAGUGUUACCAUUAGUGAAAUUGACGAUCACAGUGGACGGAGUACACUUGGAAACAAUAAAACAGGAUAUCAAGAAUGAAUUCGAACAUAUGGCGGUGUUCUUCAAUAUCGAGUCCAUUUCGUACGGCGUCCAGGACCUGGUUUACACGAGGGUGUUCUCCAUGAUCAUUGUGAAGGACAACGCUGAUGUCAAGGGGUUGAAUCCGUUUGAAUGUCACGCAUUUGUCUGUGAAUCCAGAAAUUCCGCUAGACGUCUGACAUAUUCAUUGGCAGCAGCUUUCCAAGAUUAUUCUAGAAGAGUGAAAGAGAUGCAAACAGCAGAAAUAGACGAAAGACCUCCAAGCUUAAAGAAACGUUUUGCAAUUGACCUAAGAACACCGGAAGAAAUAGAAGCCGAUCUAGAAACAGAAGCGUAAACAAAACAAGAGAACACAAAACAAAAAAUAUUGUGAUCGUGGUAACUUAGACGUAUUAUUUAAUUUUAAUUUAUUUAAUAAUUGAAGAUUAAUUUAUUGUAUUUAUAAAUACAGAUAAAAACAAACAGUGUGUGGAUAGAAAAUGAAUAUUAUUGUACAAAAUUAGUUAUUAAAGAUUUACAUCAUGCUUGUAGUGAUAAUCAAAUAAUUAACAACAAAUUAUAGUUUAUAAUCACUUAAUCAAUAAUUUAUUUAAAUAUUGUAAAAAGGACAUCAUAGAUUAUAUAGAUUUUCUAUUCAAUUAAAUUUCUACUGACAUCUCGUGCCAGCUUAGAAUUGCCUUCAGUAUCAGUAUCAGUAACAGCCUGUUAAUGUCCCACUGCUGGGCUAAGUCCUCCUCUCCCUUUUUGGGGAGAAGGUUUUUUUUUUUUUUAUAGAAUAGGAAGGUGGACGAGCAUAUGGACCACCUGAUGGUAAGUGGUCACCAAACGCUCUUAGACAUUGGCAUUGUAAGAAAUGUCAACCAUCGCUUAUAGCCAAUGCGCCACCAACCUUGGGAACUAAGAUUUUAUGUCCCUUGUGCCUGUAAUUACACUGGCUCACUCACCCUUCAAACCGGAACACAACAAUAUCAAGUAUUGCUGUUUUGCGGUAGAAUAUCUGAUGAGUGGGUGGUACCUACCCAGACGAGCUUGCACAAAGCCCUACCACCAGUAAAAGCUUGGAGCUUAUUCCACCACGCUGCUCUAAUGCGGUUUGGUGGAAUACACAUGUGGCAGAAUUUCGAUGAAAUUAGACACAUGCAGGUUUCCUCACGAUGUUUUCCUUCACCGAAAAGCACGAGAUGAGUUAUAAACAGAAAUUAAGCACAUGAAAAUUCAGAGGUGCUUGCCCGUGUUUGAACCCACAUUCGUCGGGUAAGAUUCACGCGUUCUUACCACUGGGCCAUCUCGACUUAGAAUUAGAAUUGCCUUACAUAAGUUUAAUUUCAUUUAUCACUCAAAAGCUUAAGGUAAUAUUUUAAUAUGUAGAUAAGAAAUUAGAGAACUAUAUUUUAGAUAACUUUUGAUGACUUCAUUACAAAACAAGUGUAUAUAACGGCGAUUAUGUACAAAUGCAUUAUUGAUAAAUCGUACAUGUGGUAUGGAUUUUUACAAUCGGUGCUUGGACUAUAAACUUAAUAAUCUGAAUUAUCUUUGCUUAUUAACACAAUUGUCGUAUUAUUUAUUUUCAAUACAAACGCAUACCCAUAGAGUUCAAAUAGUCAAGAAUAGCGUUUUAGUAAUAUAGCUAUACAGCGUCUAUCGAAUGCCGUUACUCUAGCUUUGUCUAUGGAAACAAGAUGGCGUAACCAUAAAGACACAGAUAGAGCAGUUCGUCCAUUUUCAUAUAUAAGACAUAUAAAUUGUCACCGCUAUCCUAGAAAACCAAAGGCUUAAAAUGAAACCAUCUAAGAGAAGUAAAUAUUUAUAAUGCCUUA